Messenger RNA from Cylindrotheca closterium, 639 nucleotides. Lineage: Eukaryota; Bacillariophyta; Bacillariophyceae; Bacillariales; Bacillariaceae. The record is from the annotation of a GenBank genome assembly.
AUGUCAUCUGACGAAGAACAAUCUUGGCGAUCCUUGUUGGAAGUUUCCAUCGCCAAGUCCAGAAAGACUCGGGGUUCCAACUACGUCCAAAUCUCUACUGUGGAAGAGGGAGAACCCCGCUGUCGAACAGUAGUCUUUCGAGGAUUCCAAAAGACUCCAGUACAUCAUGAUUUGUUUCAUGAAUUGGAUGAGAAACCCUGCCUCUUCAAAAUGUGCACCGACAAGCGUUCGAAGAAAGUGGCACAGAACGCCAAACAAUCAGUUGCGGAGAUUGUGUGGUGGUUCCCUAAAUCGAGUGAACAAUAUCGUGUACGAGGAAACUUGAUUUUGGUAGGUGGAGAAAAUGAGGACCGUGCAUUGGAAAUUGCUCGCAAGGAAUUGUGGGGGAACAUUUCUGACCCGUCGCGAGAGAGCUUUCUGGGUCAAGUUGUACCUGGAGAGGCAUACGAAAAGGACAAUUCCAUCAUUCCAGUAGGAGGGAGAGAUGAUGAUGGAAAGGUGUUGGUACCUCCCGACAACUUUCUGCUGAUGUUGCUAGACCCAAUGGAUGUCGACUAUCUGAGACUGACAGGAGACCAAUAUCGACAGGUGGAUUCUCGUGGACCAUCUGGUUGGACAAAACAACGGGUCAACCCAUAG